Leguminivora glycinivorella is the source of this 13831-nucleotide messenger RNA. Its product is annotated as basement membrane-specific heparan sulfate proteoglycan core protein-like. Lineage: Eukaryota; Metazoa; Arthropoda; Insecta; Lepidoptera; Tortricidae. Gene Ontology annotation, cellular component: plasma membrane. Gene Ontology annotation, molecular function: protein binding; calcium ion binding. The record is from RefSeq and is a predicted model, not a curated record.
CGGCAGCGGCGCGGCGUAGUCGGUGUCGCGCCCUAGUAAACCUCACACUUCAACAUCACCCGACUUUUGCUGUCAGCGGUGUACUACCAUGAGGGCUGGAGGGGCCCCUUUAGCGGUCCUCCUGCUCAUCUCCGCUUCCCUGGUAAUAAAGGUGGCCUCCGAGGACUUGUACUGGGAGGGAGAGGAGGAUGCGUCGAACGAGUUCCUUGAGGUUAAAGAACACGAGAGCGGCCUCGCCGGUCACCUGUCAAGAAUAAAACGGCAGUUUGAUUUCUUUAACAUAUUUUCAUCAUCGUCGUCGACUACGCCGGAGCCGGGGGACAUCGAGGACACCACGGACGACCCAGCCGGCGGCGCCGCACCAUUCGACGAUGAAAACGGCGACGGUUCCGGCGCACACGUCCCCGUGGACACCUCGGAGCCGAAGGAAAAGACACUUCGUGUUACCUUCGUGGCAAUGCAACCGUACCAGGAAGAAUACUCCAACCGAGACUCGCCUCAGUUCCAGAACUUUUCCAAGUCACUGGCCAACGCCGUUAAUAAGAUAUACGAAGAACAAGGAAGAAACAGAGAAAUAUCUGGCACUCAAAGAGCAAGUCUCGUUAGGAUACAAUCUCGAGCCACUGACGACUUCUCCUGCAAGGUGACUUUAGACAUCGUAACGACGGGAUAUUACGACAUGGACAAGAUCGCUCAGAUCCUCCAGGACCACAUACACAACCGUCGCUCUCUAGAGGGAGUCGUUGUCAGCGAGGCAGACUUCAGCGCUACCAGCGUCGACCCAGCAUCAACUGAGUCGUGCCCAGACGACUGGGUCCGGUGCGACGGCGGCGCCUGCCACCCCGGCUACACACGCUGUAACGGCGUCAAGGAUUGCUCAGACGGCGCCGACGAGGCUGGCUGUCCCUCGGACGACAUUAAUGAAAUACCUAGAGGUGAAGACACUCCUCCACUGCCUGAAACAGAGAGACCCAGCUCGGAAGUAGAGCCAAACGUGCCAUCUAUAACUACUGAAUGCUACACGGAUGAGCUGACCUGUGACAACACGCGCUGCGUCUCGUUGACUAAACGCUGCGAUGGCCACAAUGAUUGCGAUGACGGCUUGGAUGAGCAGAAUUGUCCAUCGAUAGAAACAUGCGGUGCCAACGACUUCCGCUGCAACAACGGCAAAUGUAUACCUGCCUCGAGUCGGUGCAAUAGCGUAGUGGACUGUCCGGACCAUGAAGACGAAGUCGGUUGCGACUGCAAACACGGCGGCUUCCAAUGCCGGGACAGCAACCUAUGCAUUGAAGAACGAAAACGAUGCGACGGUGUAGAACACUGCAACGAUGGAUCUGACGAAAUAAACUGUCCCGCAGCUUUGCCGCCGACGACAUCACACGGGUACUUUAUGUGCAAAGACGGAACGUAUAUACUGCAAAGCCAAAGGUGCAACAGAAAUUACGAUUGCCCUCCAGGAGACUAUUCCGACGAAGUGAAUUGUCCAUGUGGUGAAGGCGACUUCAAAUGUGACAAUGGCUACUGCAUCCCGGCAUCUAAGCAUUGUGACAGAACGCAUGACUGUCAGGACCGUUCUGAUGAACGCGGUUGCACAUAUGGCACAAUAUGCAUGGCUUAUGAAUAUAAAUGCUCGAGCGGCCAGUGCGUGGUCGCCGAGGCGCAGUGCAACGGGACGGCCGAGUGCGCCGACGGCUCCGACGAGCGGAACUGCCCUGGUUGCAAAAGGGACCAGUUCCAGUGCAGGGACGGCACCUGUCUCAACGUCGCAUUGCGAUGCAACGCUAAAAGAGAUUGCCCUGGCGGUGAGGACGAGCUCCACUGCGGGCCGCAGCAAUGUCCGGCGGACCAGUUCACGUGCGCGCCUCAGUCGCAGGUGCGGUGCGCGACGCACUGCGAUGACGUAGCCGAAUGCGAUUCGGGCGAAGACGAACUCGACUGUCCAUCAUCUGAGCCGUGCGAGCACGAGUGCGACGGGAAGUGCCUGGAUCCGGCGCAGAUCUGCGACGGCGUACAGGACUGUUCCGACGGCGGCGACGAGUACUUCUGCAACAACUGCGAGGGGCCUGACAACUUCAGGUGUAAGAGCGGUGAGUGUGUGCACAAAAAUGUGCGCUGCAAUGGCUUGCCCGACUGUGAGGACGCGAGCGACGAAGAGGACUGCCACAUCAUCAUGACACCAUCGGAGAAAUGUACCGACACCCAGUUCCAGUGCAAUAACGGCGUCUGCAUUGACAUCGACUUCUACUGCGACAGUAACCCUGAUUGCACCGAUGGUUCUGACGAGGAGAACUGCCGCUGCAAGGACAACGAAAGACAGUGCCGCUCGGGUCAAUGCAUUUCAGAAAACCAAUUCUGCAACGGAGUGCGCGACUGUCCGGACAACUCGGACGAAGAGAACUGCGUCACGCCUGCUCCUUCGUUCGACCAGUUCACUACCCCGACCAGGAGGCCGAUACCCGAGUACACUACUACGUUCCGUCCGGCACCCGAGUACCCGCCGCGACCCGAGUACCCUACGCGACCCGAGUACCCGCAACGACCCGAGUACCCAACGCGACCCGAGUACCCGCAACGACCCGAGUAUCCGCCGCAACCCCAGUACCCGCAGCGACCCGAGUACCCACCGCGACCCGAGUACCCACGGCCCCCAAGCUAUCCCCCGCGGCCGGAGACUCCCCAACGUCCGAGCUACCCCCAGCGCCCGGAAUAUCCCCGGCCCCCUUAUGAGCCACCAACGAAUGUUGACAAUUCUGGAGGUUGCGAUAGAAAUCAAUUCCGUUGCGAGAACGGCCCAUGCAUAGACGCAUAUCGACGAUGCGACGGUCACAGAGACUGUCCGCGAGACGACAGCGAUGAACUCGAUUGCCCAUCCAACAGUCCAGCAGCUUUAGACCUGAAAACUUAUCCUACCGCACAAGCUGUACGUUACGCCAAAUACCAAAGUGGUGGCGACGUGGUAUUCCAAUGCCGCGACGAAGGCCCCCUGCGCGCACCAGUCAGGUGGAUUAGAGAAGGCGGCAGACCCAUCAAGCAAGGCUCGACAGAUGUCAACGGACGACUUGAAAUGACUAAAGUUUCUAUCUCUGAUAGCGGUGUAUACAUUUGCCGAGCUUUCAGCUAUGAAGGAGUUCCUGGAUCAGAAAUUAGGGUCACAUUAACUGUAGAAAACCCAACAACAACGGUGAGGCCGCAGUUUGUGGGUUGUCAACCCAACGAAGCCACUUGUGCCAACGGACAAUGUAUUCCCAAAUCUGCGGUUUGUGAUGGAAAAUUCGAUUGUACUGACCAAUCGGAUGAAGAAACUUGUCACGAGAACGGCCUAUGCGAGCCCAAUCAGUUCCGCUGCGACAACCGUCGCUGCGUGCUGAAGUCGUGGAUCUGCGACUCUGAAGACGACUGCGGUGACGGAUCCGACGAACGCGGCUGCGGCCCGGCGCGCCCCGGCGAGACCUGCUCGCAGUCCGAGUUCCGGUGUAGCGACAACCAGUGCAUACCGAAGAGCUUCCACUGCGACAACCAUCCCGACUGCUCUGACGGAGGCGACGAGAUAUGCAUUAACAUCACCAUCCGCAAGCUGCCUCAGCCGUCGCACGUGCAGCUCAACCCUGGCGAGUCCCUGAGACUCGAGUGCGAAGCCGUCGGUAUACCGGUGCCGUUCAUAAACUGGCGACUCAACUGGGGACACGUACCCGCCAAGUGCACCUCUACUAGCAUCAACGGUACUGGCGUCCUGACUUGUCCUAACAUGCAGCCGGAAGACAGUGGAGCGUACUCCUGUGAGGCAGUCAACAACAGGGCCACGGCUUUUGGCGCUCUUGACGCUAUUGUCAACGUCGAUCGUACCUCUAUCUGCCCCACUGGAUAUUUCAACAGCGAAGCGCGUUCGCCAAGCGAAUGCAUCCGCUGCUUCUGUUUCGGCGAGUCCACACAGUGCAAGAGCGCGGAUCUGUUCAUCUACAACAUGCCCACGCCUCUGGGUGAGGGCGGCACGCGUCUGGUUGGCGUGCGGCAGGAGCCCAACGGUGGGAUACGCCGCACCAACAAUCCUAUUGACCAGUAUUACUUCCAGCCUCUUAGGAACGGUGCUACGGUCACCAAACUGCAAGUGCAAGGCUACCCCUCAUCAUCGGAUUCCUUCCCGUACCUGACUCUGCCAGAGUCCUACAACGGCAACCAGCUGACCUCGUACGGCGGGUUCAUCAGAUACACUCUGACGCCCCAGUCUGCGAGACCGAAUACGGGCUAUGACACUAGAUUACCGGACGUCAUUAUUCAGGGUAAAUACGAAACUCUAAUUUACCACCGCGGCCGCAGCGACCCCCGAGCCACUAGGGUCGAGGUUCGCCUAGCGCAAGGCUCGUGGCAGAAGGCCACUCCCAACGGACUAGAGCUUGCCACCAGAGAAGAUGUCAUGAUGGCUUUGGACAACGUAGAGAUGAUAUUAUUGCGAGCGAGUGUGAAUGGUGUGGGCGUCAACAUCACCGAUUUCUCAAUGGAAUCAGCUCAGAGCUUUAACUCGGGCCUGGGCGCUGCCAAUCUCGUUGAGGAGUGCUCUUGUCCUCCUGGUUACGACGGCCUGUCCUGUGAGAAAUGUUCAUCGGGCUUCGUUCGCGAGAGCUCCGGCCUCUGGCUCGGGAACUGCGUGCGCGAGACUCCCCGCGAUUGCCCGGCGGGCAUGUACGGCAACCCGUCGAGCGGCGUCGGUUGCCAGCCCUGCCCGUGCCCGCUGACCGACCGCGGCAACCAGUUCGCGCGCACUUGCGCUCUCGGACCGAGAGGACAAGUCGUCUGUGACUGCGCUCCUGGUUACGAAGGCGACCGCUGCGAGUAUUGCUCAGAAGGCUACGAAGGCAACCCACUUGCCCCCGGCGACUACUGUCGCCGCAAGGUCGUGUCCAACUGUAACGCCAUCGGCACCCUCCACUCUCGCUUGUCUGACGAGUGCGAGUGCAAACAGAACGUGGAGGGACGGUUCUGCGACCAGUGCAAAGAAGGCUCUUUCCACCUGUCAUCGAGCUAUAAGCACGGCUGCGCAAAGUGCUUCUGCUCCGGGCUAACGAAUCAGUGCACUAGCAGCACGCUACGCCGCAACACCACCAGCGUGACCUUCAACACGCCCGAGGUGGUGGACGAAGUGAGCGUAUACCAGAGCGUGCCGCUCGGUGCGGACGGCGCGGGACGAUACGACACGCCGGUCGAGGCCUCCGCGCGCCCGCAGAUCGUUAGCGGCGAGCUGCUGCUGAAUGAAGUUGACCGAUCGCGCAAUAACAUUUACUACUGGAGCUUACCAAGAAGCUUUACCCUCGAUAAAGUGACGUCAUACGGCGGUUACCUGCGCUACGUGCUGCGUAACGUGCCCGUCUCCGCUGACAAUAACAAUGCUCCUGAUGUUCAGCUAAUCAGCCAAAACCGACAAACAUUCCACUACUUCGGCAACUUCAAUCCCUCCAACGACGGUGUGAUGGACGCUACCGUUCCAUUCCUUGAAAAAGGCUGGCAAAGAGCCGACGGUACAACGAUACCCCGCCAACAGUUCUUGCUGGCUUUAGCAGACGUCAAGGCAAUUCUAAUAAAGGCAACGUAUUCAACAAGCUACCAAAUAGCCAGUCUCGUCAGUUCUAGCAUCGACAUGGCUGAUGAGAAUGGCAACGGGCCAGUUGCCGCUGAGGUUGAACAAUGUGUUUGCCCUGAAGGAUAUUUGGGCACCUCUUGCGAGGACUGCGCUCCUGGUUUCACUAGGAGUCAAGAAGCAUUGUACCUGAGACGUUGCGUUCGUUGCAACUGUCAAGGAGGCUCGAUUUGCGACCCGAAGACUGGCGAAUGCUUGUCAUGCCCAGAAUAUACAACCGGACCCAAUUGUGAAGACUGUGUUCCUGGCUUUGUAAGAGAUUAUAGAAACAAUUGCGUGCCCGACAACCGCCGCCCUACACCGAGCCCUGACAAUUGCAACUGUGAUACCCGCGGUACAGUCGGGUACCCAGGAUGCGAUGACAGCGGCAAUUGCCAUUGCAAGGCGUCAGUGACUGGCGAGUCUUGUAACCGCUGCAGACCAGGCUCGUUCGGACUUAGCUACGAAAAUCCCGAUGGAUGUAUUAAAUGCUACUGUUCCGGAGUUACAACCGAGUGCUCUGAGGUCAGCAACUUAUACUGGGACCAAGUACCCGCACCAGUGGUCGGCGAACACAAUUACCGUAUAAUGGACCUGGCAGGGCAAAAGGUUUUGAACGACCAUUUCGUCUCCAAUCCUAAGGAAAGUGAAUUGUUGUACACGUUCAGCUUCCCACCUGACGAAGAACUAUUCUGGUCUUUGCCCUUGUCUACUGUACCAGGAAACAUGUUGCUAUCAUACGGAGGCAACUUGACGUUCAGCCAGAUGUUCGAAGUGGACAACCCGUACCCGUUCAACCAAGUGCCGUUAAUCGAAAAGAACUGGUAUGUUCUCAACACCCGUGUACCGGCAAGCCGCAACGCCUUCAUGUCAGUGCUGAAGAACUUAAGGCGGGUUCUCGUCAGAGCAACCCUCGCUGACUUGCAGAAGGAAAAACUGAUUUCCACCUCUAUUGCUAUCGUUGCCAUGGAUACGGCUUCAGAGGAACGCCGUUCUAAUGUUGCCAAGGGAAUUGAGAGUUGCAGAUGCCCUGCGGGCUACAGCGGCAGGAGUUGCGAGGCGUGUUCGCCCGGCUACUACCAGCUGAACGGGCGCUGCCUGCCCUGCAGCUGUAACGGCCACGGCUGCCACGUUGACAGUUACGACCAAGUUGUGUGCGACUGCCCCGACCCCAACUCUGCUUCGGACUGCUCCCCUCUUGGUGAAUCUGUGGUAACAACCGGCCGUCCGCCGGCUCCACCCCAGUCCAGCGUGACCGUCACGAUUUCUAGCCCCACCAUAAAGAUCCAGAAUGUCGGCAGCUACGUCAACUUCACUUGCCAGGCCAGGAGCUUCUACAGACCUGGCCCUCUCCCCGUCAGCUGGAGCAAGAAGAACGGAUACCUGCCGCAAGGACGGUACAUGAUUGACGACCAGACAGGAACGCUCACUAUCACGCGGGUGCAAGUAUCUGACAGUGGCACGUAUAUCUGUCAGACCCAUGACGGCGUUACUGCGGGUCAAGCAACAGCUACCCUUACUGUAGGAUCAAAUCCGAUGACAAGUCCAACUGUGACCAUCCAACCAUCAGUACAAGAAGUGUACGAGGGUGAGAGAGUCGAGUUAGAUUGCCUCACCGAGGGCAACCCCGCGCCUACCGUCGAGUGGCAGAGAGGCAACGGACAGCCUCUGCCUGCGAUGGUGCCGGUUGGCUCGCGGCUGAUAAUCGAAAGUGCCCGAGAAGAGGAUUCUGGAGAUUACAGAUGUAUCGCUACGAACAAUGUUGGAACCGCCGAUCGCAUAGCAAGCAUUGUCGUUCGGCCCCUGCCCUCUCGGCCGUCGCGCGAGAGACUCACUAUCAAACCAUCCGUAUCCAACGUCGUUGAAGGCCAAAGCACUAAUGUCGUAUGUACUGGAACAGCCAACAUACCACCAGGUUCCAUUAAAUGGGUCAGGCAAGACGGCAACGAAUUUGAAACCAACGUGCAAUCAUUGAACGGCGUUCUGUAUAUUGAUGUAGCUCGCCUCGAAAAUCAAGGAGUGUAUAUGUGUAAGACAACUUCUGGCCAAGUGGAUUCGAUGGCAGUACUCGUAACGGUUAUCCCCGUUGGCACCCAAUCGCCAGUAGAGAGCCCUAGCGUGGAAAUUGAUGUGAAUGAACUGAGGAUUCCGACUGGGGAAAGUGGGGUGCUUCACUGCACUGCCACGGGCAACCCUCUUCCCCAAAUCGUUUGGUCUAAGCACGAAGGUGAAUUCGGCCCAAGCACCAGCCAAAGAGGAAACAUGCUGACAAUAGCUAAUGCUCAGGAGAGCGACCGAGGGUUCUACGUAUGCAGCGCUAUCGUAGACGGGACUCCAGUCGCAUCCCAAUACGUCACUGUGGAUAUUGAAACGCGCAUUCGCCCUCGAGUGCAAAUCUGGCCCCAACAAGACGUGCGCGCCCGCAUCGGCAGUCAGUUCGAGCUCCGUUGCCAAGUGCUGGAAGGCGAACCUCGCCCCGACAUCUUGUGGUCCAGGAGCAAGGGCCGCGCACUGUCCGCCGAUGCUCAAGUUGGCCCGGCUGAAGUUAUCAGGUUCUCCAAAAUAGACGUUAACGACGAUGGCGAGUACAUCUGUAACGCCGUGAACAAAGCUGGAAACGACACGGCUACAGCCACACUAAAGGUGUGGUCCCCGCCAGAGAUCACCAUCACACCGGACCGUCUCGUCAGGGUCAGUCUGAAUGAACCCGUGGAGAUUAAAUGCAGAGCCAACGGCUACCCGGAACCUAUGGUGUCAAUACAUCUGCGCGACCAAACUGGGCGAGGGCGUGUGGUCAUACCGCCAACGCCGCUCGUGGCAAGUCUGCGGAUAGAGUCUGCGACCGACUUGGACAACAAGGACUACAUCUGUACCGCCACGUCGCUCGACCAAUCUGUCGACGAACCGUUCACCGUCGAAGUCUACAGGGGCGAUGGUGGCUUCGACAACGAGGAUGACGGAUCAGGAUUCGAACAGGAAACGUACAAUCCGGACCAACAGCCCAUCUCAGAGCCUCAGUAUGCGGCAGAAGGCCAGGACACCAACCUUUGGUGCAAUUACACUGGUGACUACGACCACGAUCUGAAGUGGUCUAGACGCGACCGUCGGCCGUUACAACGAAAUGCGGAGCUGAACAACAACCAACUAAUAAUCCAUAAUGCAACGAAGGAAGACUCUGGCGACUACGAAUGCAGCGAGGUAGACCGACGCACGCAGUACGUGCUCCGCAGCGCGUAUUUCACUCUCGAGGUGGUGCGGCCGCCGCGCGUCACGCUGCACCCGGCCUCGCAGACCGUAUCGCCCGGCCAGUCGCCUACUGUCGAAUGCAUCGUCGAGGGUGACGAUAUCCGCGAGGUCUCUUGGGAUCCUGUCGAUAAGCCAUUCUCCAGGCGUGUAGACAAGAGAGGUUCAACGCUUAUAUUCCGUCGCAUCGAAGUGGAGGACGAAGGAUUCUACAAGUGUACUGCCAAGAACGUGGUCGCUGAAGCGUCUGGCGUGGCUCAAGUUAUCGUCAGCGAGUCGGAGGGCGGGGCAUCGGUGUCGCACGAUAACGAACAGGUGGCGCGCGUGGGCCAGCAAGUGCGGUUCCGGUGCGACGCGUCCGUGCGCGCGCAGCGCCUGCGCGUCUCCUGGACCAGGGACGGCCGCCCGCUGCCGCGCUCCGCGCGCGUCCUCAACGACGGCUCCAUCUACAUCAACCCGGCCAAGAUAUCAGACUCCGGCCGCUACGACUGCACUAUUAAGGACGAAUACGGAAGAAAUAUUAUUACCAAUUACAUCAACCUCCGAAUCGAGGGUAUCAAAAAGUGCUCGGAAACGCAAUUCCGUUGUAGUGACGGGUCUAGUUGCGUAGACAAUGAGCUCAUAUGCGACGGCCGAAACGAUUGUGAGGACCAUAGCGACGAAAUAUGUUUAACAAACACGCAGAUGUCCAACACUCUUUCGGAUUAUCCGCCAUAUACCGGGCCCGCCGUAGAAGAGCAAGCGCUCGUUACGAUCAGCCAGCCUAACCAGCGGUUCCACGUCGGAGACAACGUAGAAGUGCUGUGCAGAACUGCCACCCCUGACGUGGUCGCCUCGUGGGAGAGACUUGGCACACGCCAGCACGUUGACCAACAGCGCUUUGGCGAAGGCUCGGCACUGAUUUUGAACAGUGUUGCGGAGUCAGAUGCUGGCACAUAUAGAUGCACCGGAACCGACCAGUAUCAACGAACGUCUUCUGAUGAUUUCAAUUUGGAAAUACAACCAGUGCCAGUUGGCCCUCAAUACCCGGCCAUCCGAGACACGACGUUCUCUGCAGGCGUUGGGCAGCCAACUUACCUUCCGUGCCCCAACCUCGAGCCGGGCGCGACAGUAGAAUGGAGACGUGAAUAUGCCCCUCUCGCUCCUGAAGCCAGAGCCAAUGAGGCUAACCUGUAUAUAAAAACCGUGAGCGAAGCGGACGCCGGCACAUACAUCUGCCGCGUGAACAACGGGCGCGCCGUGACGGAGGGGCGCGUGUUGCUGAAGGUCACCGGCGUGGUGCCGCAGUUCAACCGGUUCAGCUACCUGGCGCUGCCCAACUUGCCUGAUGCUUACACGCAAUUUGACAUCGAGAUCUCCUUCAAACCUACUGAUUCCGACGGUCUUAUCCUCUUGAAUGGACGGACUGGCACAUUCGUAGCCUUAAGGCUGUACAGCGGCCAGCCUGAGAUGGUGCUUGACGCUGGUUCCGGGCCCAUCACUGUCAUGGGAGACCGACCUUUGCAACUCAAUACAUGGCACACAGUUCGUCUAAGCCGAAUGGACACUAAAGUAUCGAUGAACGUUGACGACGCUGGGCCAUUCACCGCCGUGAUCCCGACACAGCUCGCUGUAAUGGAUCUCAACAACCCGCUGUACAUUGGAGGGUUACCGGACAACAUACAGCUGCCGGCCGCACUGGCGAACACACCAGGGUUCACCGGCUGCGUAGGAAUGCUCAUCUUGGGUAAACAAGAACAGGACAUAAUGGCGAACAGUUACAAAUACGGGGUUACCGAGUGUGAUUCAUGCUCCCCUAACCUCUGCCUGCACGGAGGUGUAUGCCAGGAGGCUCGCAACGAACGCGGAUACGUGUGCCUGUGCCCAGCCGGGUACGCGGGCCAGAACUGCGACCACACGGGCGAGGGCUGCCGCCCGCACAUCUGCGGGCCUGGCAAGUGCACCGAGGUCGGCGGAACCUACAAAUGCUCCUGCCCCAUCACGCACGCUGGACACAACUGCGAACGCCAGCAGUCCAUCGAGUACCCCGCGUUCACCGGGAGCGCGUACCUAGCGAUCUCGGCGCCACCGUCCACGCGCUCUCUCUACAUGUCCCUGAAGAUCAGAGCUAUGAGCCCGGUCACUGACGGCAUCAUCAUGUAUUGCGCCGAGUCGGAGCUGGGCCACGGAGGAUUCACGUCGCUCGCUGUUAAAGACCAACGACUGGAGUUCCGCUACCAGACAGGUGACUCAUACCAACCCGCGAUCCUGGCCAGCCAGCGUCAGCUCCGCCCCAACGAGUGGACCGAGGUGACGCUCACGCGCUCCGGCCCCACAGUGCGCUUGACCAUCAACAGCGAAACCGUCUCCAACAUCUUACCUCAACCCAACCAACUUGGAGAGCUUCACUUGAAAACACCCAUGUACGUGGGCGGCGUGGAUGACUCAAACAUCGUGCUGAACAGAAACGUCGAAGUGACGGGUGGAUUCAGCGGAUGCAUCAAGGAUGUACUAGUGCAAGAUAAUAAGGUGAACAUCGUGAACGCGUCGAUAAUCUCCGCCAACGUUCAGGAGUGCAGUAGCUACGACCGAGGAGACAUCCAGUAUGAGCCUGAGAAUUCUGAGGACUUGGGCGUAUGCUCUCGCUGCAUGAACGGCGGGCGUUGCGCCCCCGGCGGAAACAGCUGCCAGUGCCCGGCCGGGUACUCCGGGACAUACUGCGAGAGCCGCUCGGCAGCGCGCUCGCCGUGCAGCCCCAACCCCUGCAUUCACGGCGCCUGCCGCCCCGCCACCAACCGCCAGGACAGGUUCAACUACACCUGCGACUGCCCGCUUGGAUUCGGUGGACAGAACUGCCAUAUUAAACUGCAACUCCACCACAGCGUCGGUUUCGACGGCAACGGUUACAUCGAGCUGGCGGCCGACAACCUGCGUUACGACAGAUAUCCCGUGGAGUUUGGAAUGGCUGUUGUGACCACCAGCUCCGAUGGCGUACUUCUCUACCAGAGGGAGACCAACGCCGGCGACCGGGGAGACUAUGUGCUUUUGCGAUUGGAAAACGCGCGCGCGGUGUUGGAACUGGACCUCGGAGAUGGGCCCAUCACUUUGAGAGAAGACUUGGUGGAUGUGAGCGACGGGGAGCGCCAUGUGAUCGCAGUUAGAAUAUAUCAAAAUAAACAAAUAGAACUGAACGUCGAAGAAAGGAGACAAACUCAAACCUAUCCGGGAUUGACCGGCGUCAUGAGUGCAGACUCCAACAUAUAUAUUGGAGGUAUACCCGACGCGCUGAACAAGUGGCACUACCCCGGUAUGACGGGCUGCUUCGAGUCGAUCGAGCUCACCAAGAACUACCAGCAGAGGUACACCGUCAACCUGGACACGGCCGCCGUGGCCGGACGCAACACCCAACGAUGCAAGGACAGGCGCCCUUAGGAGACAUAAAUGAGCGGCGUUUACACUAUUCGCCACAAUUCCACGAAUUUUAGGGAUACUGAUAGAUGUAAUAAAUUACUCUAGUUUUAAUUUUUUUCUCAAGUCUGCAUAGCGCCGUAUUUUUAGAUUUUCGUUAGCAAAAGAGGAUAAAACUGAUUAAUUUUCCGGACCCAACCAUUACAAUAUUUAUCAAUUGCAGAUCAAACAAACCCUCGUGUAGUUCAAAUGUAUUAUUAUAUUACCUACUUGUUGUUUACAAUGAGUUAACGUAAAUAUGAAAACAUUUCGUCAAUAUGUAGGUAUAUGUAAUAUGUAUAAUAAACAUACGAUCUAUUGUCUUUUGAAUAAUAUUAUAAUGAAAAUCCUUUUAUAUUCGUGGAAUAUGCUAGGUCUGCCAGACACAAUGAAUUAUAAGCGGCUAGUUGUUUGUAACGAUAAACGAUGCUUCGUCUCCUAAGUAAUUUUUAAUUAUUUUGUAAAUUGAUGUCAAUGCAAAUUCUAGACUUUGAUACAGUACUACCAGAGACUGUCGGUGUUCUUAGUUUUUGUUGGAAACACGAACGAAGAAAUAAACGAUCGACUUUGAGCUGCGAAUGUGAGUGAAUGAUACCUACAGACAAUCGAUAGCUCUUGAAAUAGGUAGUAUUGUUCAUGGUUAAACAUGUAUAGAACUAAUUAUAUUGAACUUUUCAGGACAAUACUGCUAGCUUAGUUAAAUCGUUAAUGGUUAAUGAAAAUGUAUGUAAACUAUUAAUUAAAUACUUAUUGCUUAAUGUUUAUGAUGGUGAAUCCUAUCAUAUCAUGGGUGCUUAUAGAAGCACGACGAUUUGGUGCCAUAAGAUUUUAAUAAAUCAUUAUAUAUUGAUAUGUAGAUAGGAAAAUAUUCAAUAUUCUCAAUUUUAUGUGUUAGUUUAGUUGUCUAACGUAACUUUAACACUUAGGUACUGAUAGAAGUUUAAGUAUCAAAAGUGACUCCAGUCAUCAGUUGGCAAUAGGCGACCAAUCAGUGUCCGAGUACCCUAUUUAUAAUUUACUUUAAUGUGUAUAAGUACAACUUUACCAUUUAUUUAAUCAUUAUUAUACUUUAUCAGCUUCCAACGUUGUAAUGAAAAGAUUGUGCCAAAAUUGAUAGUUUGUUCCUUCAUUUUUAUUUGACACUGCCAUUUUGUUGCAUUUUAAUACAAUAGAUAUAAGUAAAUAACGAGUAAAUCUAUUUCUCCUUCGCUGUCUAGAACAACGAAUAUUCUAAGUUUAAGCUGUUUUGUAACUAUAUUAAUUGUGAUGGCAUUUAACUUAAUUUUACAUCUCCAGUGAUGGUUGCACUAUUAAAUAAGUUUAAUAUUACGUGUGGAUAUCGACAGAAUGUUAAACUGUUGAGAUCGAGGAAAUGUUGUGUUAAAUAUAAUUAACAUUAAAUAUGUACGUUUACAAAAUAUAUAUGAGCACUGAACAUAUUUAAAUAAGCUAUAUACAUGUGUAAUUAAUUACAGAACUAAAUUCUGAUGCUGAUCGUCUUGUUUAUGGAUGUUAAGAUAACGAAUGCAACUAACAAAUAAAUAAUACAGUGUA